This is a messenger RNA of Emericellopsis atlantica, 1551 nucleotides long. Its product is annotated as family 32 glycoside hydrolase. The record is from RefSeq and is a predicted model, not a curated record. Gene Ontology annotation, biological process: carbohydrate metabolic process. Lineage: Eukaryota; Fungi; Ascomycota; Sordariomycetes; Hypocreales; Bionectriaceae. Bases 1 to 1551 code for a protein of 516 amino acids. Gene Ontology annotation, molecular function: hydrolase activity, hydrolyzing O-glycosyl compounds. The transcript has a single exon.
AUGGGCUCGUUACCAACACCAUCCCAUGAGGGCACCGCAUACUCUCGCCCAUCGCCAGCGCAGGCAGCAGCUGAUGCCAUCCCCAUCUUGGUGGAUGAUACAUAUCAUGUCUUUCAUCUCACAACUCCUCCUUUCACGCAGCAUCAUCCGCCGCGACUGCGAUCCUGCUGGUCGAGAAUCAGGUCCCAGAAUCUGGUGGAUUGGACUCGAGACUCACAGCCUGUGCUGAAACCGGGAGCAAGACCUUCGGAUCCCGACGCUGAUGGAGUAUGGACCGGCGCUGCUGUACAUGGCCCUGACGGCAACAUGAACAUCUUCUACACCGGCUACAACCUCUCUCAGAAUGGUAAACAGGUCAUAUUGCGCACCAAGUCCAAGGACCGGCAUGGCGCCCAGUUCGAAAGUCAGGGAACAGUCAUCGCCAUCCAAGGAGACAUGUCGCAAUUCGAGGACAUUGACUUUCGCGACCCGUAUGUAUUCUUCAAUGAUGCCGAAUCGCGGUACUGGAUGCUGGUCGCGACCAGAUUGAGAAACGGCCCUCAUUGGAGCCGUGGGUGCAUCGCUCUCCUGACCUCGUCUAACCUCGACGACUGGACGCUAGAUGCAGAACCGCUGUACUCUCCAAACGACAUGUUCUGCCCCGAGUGUCCAGAGCUCUUCACCCUCCCAAGCAGCGGCAAGUGGUAUCUGGUGUAUUCGCGCUUCCACGCUCCCAACGCGGGCACCGUAUAUCGCGUCGCCGACAGCCCAAGAGGGCCCUUUAGGGUGCCGCGUGAUGGGUCGAACGGCCGCCUGGAUGGCCGUCGAUGGUACGCAGCCAAGUCGUGUCCCAGGGCUGGGAACCCUGAUCAAAGGCUGUACUUUGGCUGGCUUGGUGACUUUGUCGAUGAGCAAGGAAAGUGGCUCUGGGGAGGGGACUUGGGCGUGCCACGGCAGGUGUCCGCUGAUUCGCAAGGAUGGCUGCGCGUGGACAUGGCGCCCGAGUACCGCCAUGCCCUAAGAGAGGCAGCUGAGCCUCUCGAGAAGGUGUCAGGGCGAGGAACCCUACUUCUCGAGUCUAGCGGGUCGACCAGGACCAGCUUCCCCAAACUCACUGCCGACAUGGAACAGGAUGAUCUGCUGAUCACCUUCAACGUGCAGACCAAGGAAGCGCAUUCCUUUGGCCUACUUCUGCAGGCCGACGAGAGCGACAAGGCGUUUAGACUCAGCAUCGCGGCAAAUGCGCACGACAGUUUGUGCAGUGUCGCGUUGAUGACGGACUUCCCUCCUCUGGAUGACUUUUGGGCGGAUCAGUACCAGCUUCAUCUGCCGCGCCCCAUUGACGGCCCGGAGCUCGUCAGGCAUGACGGCCUCGAUCUUGAGGGUGGCAUCAGUGUGUUGUUGCGCGCGCGCUUGGUCGAGGUGUUUGGUGGUGGAAGAUCGCUCAGCUUCAGGCUACCUGCGCCACGCGCGGACGGGGGAAAGACGAGGAGAUUUGGUUGGUUUGUAGAGGAUGGCGCGGUGGCCUUUGAAGAAAUCGCCGUGCAUAGGAUCAGGCCGGGGCAGCUGUAA